Molecule: messenger RNA, 1704 nt
Organism: Diaporthe citri
Lineage: Eukaryota; Fungi; Ascomycota; Sordariomycetes; Diaporthales; Diaporthaceae
Exons: 1
Coding region: 1-1704 (567 amino acids)
Source: RefSeq, a predicted model, not a curated record
AUGUCAAACACAUCCCUUGAUCUCCAGCUGAGGCCUGAAGCCGACGAAACAGGCAAAAUAGUCAGCCUUGCAUUUACUAUCACCAUCCACGGCCUGUCACUUCAGCCUGGGGACAUCCUAUGCAACUUCGGUCAAGAAGGCGUGACCAGAGAGCACCCGUCUUGGUAUCCAUACUACAGACCACACGAUAUCACAACACUGUUCUCAGACGAUGACGGUCCUCUGGACAUUCAUGCAUCCGACGAAGGCAACGAUGAAUGUAUUGCUGAGAGACAGACCAAAGGCGGUGUUGUCUCUGCGUGGAAAGUCCCCGUCGUCGAAGGGAGCGACAUCCCCAAAGAAGGCCCAGGCUCUGUCAGUGAGCUUCUUCUUGAUCAAGGUGGCAUCAUAGGGGUGGGGAAGUACUUCAUCCCACGGUUCAGCCUUGGUAACGAAGUCCUCAUUGCAAUCGAGUGGGACCUAUGCCACUGCCCUCAGGGAACCAGAGCCGUGACCAGCUUCGGGGAAGGUCCACAACGAGUCGAGUUCACGGGUAAUUCCGGCAGUCUUCUCGAUUGUGUCUUUAUGGCUGGGCCCGUAAAAAGCAAUACUAUUGGUUCACAAUCACCGACUUCGCAAAAUAAGGAUACGUGCGGCACGUAUUGGUUCGGCGAGCUGCCCGCGAACCUAGACGCUGUCACGAGUUACGCCGCCAACAUCUUUCCGCCCGUGGCCGAGCACUUCAACGACCCAUCCGGCUCAUACCGUGCUUUCCUCCGGCGCAUCCCAAAGGGGUUUCAUGGCACAGCCUUCCAAUCAAGCAGCGUCAUCGAAUACGACCCGUCGGUCAAGGACGAGGACGACUGGGACCUGGUCAGGCUGCUCAACCGCACCAUGGUGUCCACCUGGGCCCGUCUCGACCCCGAGGACGACGGGACCGCAAACGAGUGGUUCACCGACGGCCUGUCGCUACUGUACACAGUAUUCCUCCCCUUCCGCUUUGGCCAGCGCGGGCCGGACUACUUUCGCGCGACGGUCAAUGCUUUCUUUUCGGCGUACUACACCAACCCGCUCGUCAGCAGGGCGCCGACGGCUCCCCAGUCUGAAGAUCCGCGUGGCCUCAGUUGGUAUGCGUCCUCGGCCAAGGCAUACCGGGCUUUCGUUUACAUGCUUAAGAUGGAUGCAUUCAUGCGGCGGGCGGCCGUGGCAAGGGGCUCAGACGUGUUGAGGCCGAUGGAUGAGCUCAUGCGCGAGCUUUUGGGUCGACGACGAGGCGGGGAGAGGAUCAAGAAGGAGCACUGGCUGAGAGGUGUUGCACACUGGCUUGGGGAAGACGAGGCCGAGAGGCGCUUCCGUGAGAUGCUUGACGAGGGCGGGAAGGUCAACGAGCUGGACGACAUGUUAUCCAGCUUUGGGGCUAAAUUUGGACCACAACCAACUGAGCAGGAGGGUCUGGAUUUUGGAUUCGCCAGGGAGAGUCUGGAUACGGGGACUGUCGUGGGUGUGGAGGAGCAUUCAAGGGCUUGGGAAGCAGGUCUGAGGGAUGGGGACAAGAUAUUAUGGUAUUCGAGACCCGAUGCUUGCGAGAUCCAUUUUGAGAAGAAGCUGAGGCUGAGUGCUGAGAGACAAGGCAAGAAGCUGGAUCUCGAGUAUUGGCCAAGAUCGAGGGAGAAGGUAAGAUGUUGGCAGGUCCUAGAGGGGAAGUACGAGCCGAAGCAAAACUGA